Messenger RNA from Lampris incognitus (smalleye Pacific opah), 1509 nucleotides. RefSeq names its product cytochrome P450 2J2-like. Gene Ontology annotation, cellular component: cytoplasm; intracellular membrane-bounded organelle. Gene Ontology annotation, molecular function: iron ion binding; oxidoreductase activity, acting on paired donors, with incorporation or reduction of molecular oxygen, reduced flavin or flavoprotein as one donor, and incorporation of one atom of oxygen; heme binding. NCBI's taxonomy places the organism in Eukaryota, Metazoa, Chordata, Actinopteri, Lampriformes, Lampridae. The coding region runs from base 13 to 1509 and encodes 498 amino acids. Gene Ontology annotation, biological process: xenobiotic metabolic process. The transcript is spliced from 9 exons. The record is from RefSeq and is a predicted model, not a curated record.
GCCUUUUCCACCAUGUGGCUUGGUGACCUGUUUUUGAGACUUGGUCUCAAGGGAAUACUGCUUUUAGUUUUUGUCAUUCUCCUGCUUGUUGGCUUUCUAAAGAAGAGGAAUCCCCCAAAUUUUCCUCCAGGACCUUUGGCUCUUCCUUUUGUAGGCAACGUUUUCAGCAUUGAUACCAAGCAACCUCACAUUUACUUAACCAAGCUAGCUGAUGUUUAUGGGAAUGUGUUCUGCAUGCGUCUGGGAAGAGACAAAACAGUGUUUGUGUCUGGGUACAAGAUGGUGAAGGAAGCCAUAGUGACACAAGCAGAGAACUUUCCGGAUCGGCCAUACAGCCCAAUGGCGUCCAGGCUUUACUCUGGGAACUCUGCUGGGCUUUUCUUCAGUAAUGGGCAGGUAUGGAAGAGGCAGCGGCGCUUUGCCAUGACUACGUUACGUAACUUUGGUUUGGGAAUGAGCUCCAUGGAACAGACCAUCUGUGAGGAGAGCCAUCAUCUACAGGAAGGAAUGGAGAGGGAGAGAGGUGAACCGUUUAACCCAACACACCUCUUCAACAACGCUGUGUCCAACAUCAUCUGCCAGAUGGUGUUUGGAAGACGAUUUGACUACAGUGAUCACAACUUCCAAGCUAUGCUGAAGAGUCUGACUGAGAUGGUCUAUCUGGAAGGCUCCAUAUGGGCUCAGCUCUACGACGCAUUCCCAGUGCUGAUGAAACACCUGCCAGGGCCUCACAAUGAGAUAUUUAGCAAGUUUAAAUCCUUGGAGGCCUUCAUCGGUGGAGAGAUAGAGAGGCACAAGUUAGAUCUGGAUCCAAGCGACCCACGAGACUACAUUGAUGCCUUUCUUAUAGAGUUGGAGAAACACAAAGGAAACCCCGAGACGGGCUUUUAUGAGAGAAACCUGGUUUUAUGUUGUAUGGACCUGUUCCUGGCUGGCACUGAGACCACAUCCAAGACCCUUCAGUGGGGCCUCAUUUAUCUAAUCAAGUACCCACACAUUCAGGACAAAGUCCAGGCUGAGAUAGACAGAGUGAUCGGACAGUCUUGCCGACCCACCAUGGCCGACAGACCCAACAUGCCCUACACGGACGCCGUCAUCCAUGAGGUCCAGAGGAUGGGGAACAUUGUCCCUCUUAAUGGACUGAGGAUGGCAGUUAAGGACACGACACUGGAUGGUUACUUCAUACCAAAGGGUACCGCUUUGAUGCCCAACCUGACUUCAGUGCUAUUUGACAAGAAUGAAUGGGAGACUCCAGACACCUUUAACCCUGGCCACUUUCUUAAUGCUGAUGGCAAGUUUGUGAGAAAGGAAGCAUUCUUGCCUUUCUCUGCAGGUAAGCGUACGUGUCUGGGAGAAGGCCUGGCAAGAACGGAGCUGUUCUUGUUUUUCAUCACUUUGCUAAAGAAGUUUCGUUUCUCCGCCCCAGACGGAGAAGAGCUCAGUACAGAUGGAAUCAUCGGAGCCACGCGCUCUCCCCAACCCUUCAACAUCUAUGCCAAGGCUCGCUGA